AUGAAGCUCGUCAGGUUUUUGAUGAAAUUGAACAACGAAACAGUCUCAAUCGAGCUUAAGAACGGAACAAUCGUUCAUGGAACCAUUACAGGUGUUGAUGUUAGUAUGAACACUCACUUAAAAGCUGUGAAGCUCACUCUGAAAGGGAAGAAUCCAGUGACACUAGACCACCUAAGUGUCAGGGGAAACAACAUUCGCUAUUAUAUUCUUCCAGACAGCUUGAAUCUCGAGACUUUGCUUGUCGAAGACACACCAAGAAUCAAACCGAAGAAACCAACCGCAGGGAAGAUUGCACCAGGUGGCCGGGGACGUGGGCGUGGAAGAGGUCGUGGACGUGGCCGUGGUGGUGGACCUGGUGGUCGUUAA
This is a messenger RNA of Microthlaspi erraticum, 366 nucleotides long. Lineage: Eukaryota; Viridiplantae; Streptophyta; Magnoliopsida; Brassicales; Brassicaceae. The record is from the annotation of a GenBank genome assembly.